AUGAAUAAAGACCGCCAGGAAACCGCAAUCUUCAUCUUCACAGUUGUGACGCUACCUGGGCAUGAAUACAAGCGACAUCCGAGACAUGCAGAGCAAGCAAUGGGUAUUUUGGGCGGCGGCUGUACCACUGACAGUAGUGGUUUUAUUCGUGGCGCGAUUAUGGGCUUUCCCUGGGUUGACUCGGUCAUCCCUAAUGACUAA
Messenger RNA from Penicillium cosmopolitanum, 201 nucleotides. RefSeq lists its product as uncharacterized. The record is from RefSeq and is a predicted model, not a curated record. The transcript has 2 exons. NCBI's taxonomy places the organism in Eukaryota, Fungi, Ascomycota, Eurotiomycetes, Eurotiales, Aspergillaceae. Bases 1 to 201 code for a protein of 66 amino acids.